Pongo pygmaeus (Bornean orangutan) is the source of this 1297-nucleotide messenger RNA. It is a transcript of the gene ZNF771, whose product is annotated as zinc finger protein 771. The coding region runs from base 115 to 1068 and encodes 317 amino acids. Lineage: Eukaryota; Metazoa; Chordata; Mammalia; Primates; Hominidae. Gene Ontology annotation, cellular component: nucleus. Gene Ontology annotation, molecular function: DNA-binding transcription factor activity, RNA polymerase II-specific. The record is from RefSeq and is a predicted model, not a curated record. Gene Ontology annotation, biological process: regulation of transcription by RNA polymerase II. The transcript is spliced from 3 exons.
GAGGCCCAGGCCGGGGCGGGAGCGCACGUGGCCUAUUUCGGGCGGAGCAGAGGCACUGGGCGCAGCGGAGACCUCCAAGCCGGCCCCAGGAGACGGGCCGCGAGGGACACCAAGAUGCCUGGCGAACAGCAGGCAGAGGAAGAGGAGGAGGAAGAGAUGCAGGAGGAGAUGGUGCUGCUGGUGAAGGGUGAGGAGGAUGAGGGUGAGGAGAAGUAUGAGGUGGUGAAACUCAAGAUCCCCAUGGACAACAAGGAGGUCCCGGGCGAGGCGCCCGCGCCGUCCGCCGACCCGGCGCGUCCCCACGCGUGCCCCGACUGCGGCCGCGCCUUCGCGCGCCGCUCCACGCUGGCCAAGCACGCGCGCACGCACACGGGCGAACGGCCCUUCGCGUGCACCGAGUGCGGGCGGCGCUUCUCGCAGAAGUCGGCGCUGACCAAACACGGCCGCACGCACACAGGCGAGCGGCCCUACGAGUGCCCCGAGUGCGACAAGCGCUUCUCGGCCGCCUCGAACCUGCGGCAGCACCGGCGGCGGCACACGGGCGAGAAGCCGUACGCAUGCGCGCACUGCGGCCGCCGCUUCGCGCAGAGCUCCAACUACGCACAGCACCUGCGCGUGCACACGGGCGAGAAGCCGUACGCGUGCCCGGACUGCGGACGCGCUUUUGGCGGCAGCUCGUGCCUGGCGCGCCACCGACGCACGCACACGGGCGAGCGGCCCUACGCUUGCGCCGACUGCGGCACGCGCUUCGCUCAGAGCUCGGCGCUGGCCAAGCACCGGCGCGUGCACACGGGCGAGAAGCCGCACCGCUGCGCUGUGUGUGGCCGUCGCUUCGGCCACCGCUCCAACCUGGCGGAGCACGCGCGCACGCACACAGGCGAACGGCCCUACCCCUGCGCCGAGUGCGGCCGCCGCUUCCGCCUAAGCUCGCACUUCAUCCGCCACCGACGCGCGCACAUGCGGCGCCGCCUGUAUAUCUGCGCCGGCUGCGGCAGGGACUUCAAGCUGCCCCCUGGCGCCACGGCCGCCACUGCCACCGAGCGCUGCCCGGAGUGCGAGGGCAGCUGAGUCCCGCAGGGCUGCGGAGGGGCGCGCUGGGGCUUCGACCUGGCUGCACUAACCCAGGCUCCUCCUGCGCCCCGGCCUCCGGGUCUGGGAAAUUGAGGGGACGGCAGGCCCGGCUGCCCUGGAACUGGGAGACAGGGAGAAUCCCCUGCCGGGGUCCCUGGAAACAGUGCCCACCCCACAUCACUACAUUCCCUCGGCCCGUGUUAGUGAAUAAAGUAUUAUAUCCUCA